AUGUCCAACAACCUAGUCCGAACCGUAUUUGGCACUUCCACAGCAGCCGACACUCAGCAUCCAAAGAUCUUUGGCGCAGUCGAGGUCGGCCUUCGCUUUGAAAAUGGAAAGAUCAGUGAUCUUCAAGUCCUCUACCGCGCACUUGAUGGUGCAAUCUUCGAUAUCACUUCAAGCAUUGAGCUCAGUUUCCCGCCAUCUGGCAAUCCAACAGCAGAACUCACGCUGAAGAGAAAACGGCCAUCAGAGACCCCAGCUAUUGGAUUCACGAUCACCGUGUCCAGACUGACGCAGAAAGAUGAAGCGUCGUUUUCCGGGACUCUCGAGCGAGACACUGGCACUCUUCCUUGGAAUGGGCGAUUCGUUGCGUUCCGUAGCAGUCCUCUGUCUGUAAUCCAAAAGGGCCUGAAACCAAUUGAUAGCAUGGUUCAAUCUUUCUUGGAUAUGUCACCGCUUCUAGAUUUGGGUGGAAGAAAGGAAGCAGAGGACGGCGUCCAAACAUGGGCCGCCGUUAUCUUCAAAGAGAUGCUCCAAAAUGCUACACCCCAGCGGGCUAAGGAUCUAUUCAACAUGGAUUCUGGCGAAAUCGGAUCCGUCUUCGUAGAGAAGUAUUACAGCGGAGACCACCUGCCCCAGAUGCUGAAAAAGACGACCACUUACUGCCGCUACCUCGCUCUCCAAAACAUCUAUGACGACAACUUUGCCAUGUUCCAGAUGGCAUCAUGGCAUCACCUGGUUCACUGGCUCAAAUCUGUCGACUGGCUCGAACGUGAGUUUGUUAACUCCAUCAGAGAUAAAAUCAGCGUCUACUACGACAUGCUCCGUUGCCCCGACUCGGAGUUGGACAAGUGGAAGAACGAAUACGGGAGCGGCUUCCCAGCGGCACAGAAUGCUACUAACCUGCGCAAGCAGUACACUGAUGCUAUUCAGCGCUGCUACUUUGCGGCCUACUAUUGCUUCAGUGAAGAUAAUUGGGACGAUUUUAUGGAAAAGCCUCGGGUGUUUUACCAACAAGUCCGGGAAGUGCUUCUCUCCGAUUCCUGGCUUGAGCACUGGCUACCUCGGCUGAUCAACCUGAAAGACAACAGAGGAGAGUUGCCCGUCCACAAGCGCCUCGGCCUUCUCCGCGACAAGUUGAAAUUAUUGGGCAUUGUCGGGCAGUCCCUCUCUCCGGGCGAACCGGCCGCCGACGUUGACGCUGUCAUUGAAAGGCUGGCAAAAGCAGCAGGAGAGACAGGUAUCGUGUCAAUCGCAACCAUGAUCACUCCGGACUCCAAGUCGAUCCCGUUGAGUGCCAAUGAAAUAUUCAGCGAGGAGGGAAAGCGUGACAUAAAUCGUGAGAUUGCCUUUCCGAUGGAGGGUGGCCUUUCUUUUACUGCUGAAGACGUUGAGAGUCGGGCCACCCAUGCGUUCCUUCGGGACGAUGCCACCCCCCUUGGAUUGUACGACUGGCACUUUCACUUCUCUCUAUUCGGCUAG
Pestalotiopsis fici W106-1 is the source of this 1476-nucleotide messenger RNA. RefSeq lists its product as uncharacterized. Bases 1 to 1476 code for a protein of 491 amino acids. The transcript has 5 exons. NCBI's taxonomy places the organism in Eukaryota, Fungi, Ascomycota, Sordariomycetes, Amphisphaeriales, Sporocadaceae. The record is from RefSeq and is a predicted model, not a curated record.